Messenger RNA from Lacerta agilis (Sand lizard), 776 nucleotides. RefSeq names its product chromosome 8 C16orf87 homolog (gene HDIP1). The record is from RefSeq and is a predicted model, not a curated record. The transcript is spliced from 4 exons. The coding region runs from base 151 to 612 and encodes 153 amino acids. NCBI's taxonomy places the organism in Eukaryota, Metazoa, Chordata, Lepidosauria, Squamata, Lacertidae.
CGCGGCGGCAAUUGCUGCUGGCUGUGAUUGGCGCGAGGGCUUAGUUCCAUCCAGGUGGGAGGGGCGGCUCGCUCUCGGUCUCUCUGUGUCUCCUUUGCAAGCUGAGCAGUAAGUAGCAUCUGCUGCUGUGCGCGAGACCAGGCAAGGAGCAUGUCUGCAGGCAGGGCCAAGAAAGUGAAGAUGGCCACCAAGUCCUGCCCAGAGUGCGACCAGCAGGUUCCUGUUGCAUGCAAAUCCUGUCCGUGCGGCUAUAUAUUUAUCAGUCGAAAACUCUUGCAUGCUAAACGUUCUGAAAGGCUGCCGUCCUCAGAAAGCAGAAGUGAAGCUAAGAGGAGACGGACAGAGAGAGUCACAAGAGAAAGGAUAAACUCCGUGGUAAAUAAAGACUUAGAAAACAGGAGAAGAUCCAGAUCAAACAGCCAUUCGGAUCACAGUAGAAGAGGAAGAGGGCGACCAAAGACGGCCUCAGCAAAAAAACACGAGGAGGAAAGAGAGAAACAAGAGAAAGAAGUUGACAUGUAUGCAAACCUAUCUGACGAAAAGGCUUUCGUAUUUUCCGUGGCCUUGGCAGAAAUAAACAGAAAAAUAAUCAACCAGAGGCUUAUUCUGUGAUUGUCUGGCCCAGGACCUAUGCAUGCUAUGGUGUUUAAGCCAGGCAGUGGAUUUCGAACUGUCGGUGGCCUCUCCAGCAAGGAAUGCCGUUUCCUGCCUUAGUGAAGGCUGUAUGUCUUUUUUCCUUGCUGAUCUUCUGCUGUGGCUGUUUGGAUCAUGCAGAC